Electrophorus electricus (electric eel) is the source of this 6727-nucleotide messenger RNA. RefSeq names its product SH3 and multiple ankyrin repeat domains 3b (gene shank3b). Gene Ontology annotation, molecular function: synaptic receptor adaptor activity; ionotropic glutamate receptor binding. Gene Ontology annotation, cellular component: postsynaptic membrane; postsynaptic density; dendritic spine. Lineage: Eukaryota; Metazoa; Chordata; Actinopteri; Gymnotiformes; Gymnotidae. The record is from RefSeq and is a predicted model, not a curated record.
GCAGAAUCAGGGCUGGGUUUGAAGCUUCCUGAAAUCUCGGACUACACGGGCACCACUGAGAAAUUCUGCUCUGUUACUAUUAACACAAGCUUGGAAUUAUAAUCACAAUACUGCCAGGACAAGACUGGACAUAAUUAAUGGGGGAGCCCGGAAAAUCUUACUGAAGAUUCCAGGGUGAGCGAACUAUUCCAGGGUGGCUGAGAUAUCCUCCUAACUGCAGCAGGCUUUACAUGGCAAGCACAGGUCAAAGGGUUGUGAGGCCAGCGUGUUGAGCAGUGCACACACACCCACCCCCACACACCCCCCCCAUACUCCCAGAGCAUGCCCGUCAGUCCGCCCGCCGACGGCAAGCAUGAGGCUCCCGACAGGCUGCGCCAACAGCACGUCACUACCAACAGUAACCACGGAGACGACAGCAUUCGGACCUCUCCCGGGAGCAAGUCCGGCUCCACCGAAACCAUGGAGGAUAUCCACGGGAGCGCCGUCAUUAUCCGUAUUGGAAUCCCUGACCUUCAGCAAACAAAGUGUCUGCGCUUGGACCUGGAGGCUCCAGUAUGGGUGUGCAAGCAACGGGUUCUGGUCACUCUGACCCAGAGCUUGACGGACGUGCUGAAUUACGGCCUCUACCUCCCGGCCUUCAAUGGCCGAGCCGGCAAGUUCCUGGAUGAAGAGAGACUGCUCCGAGAAUACCCCCUCCCUACUGUCACACCUGUACCUUACCUAGAGUUCCGCUAUAAGAGACGUGUUUACACUCAGAGCCAUGUGGAUGACAAGCAAUUAGCCAAACUUCAUACUAAGGCCAAUCUGAAGAAGUUCAUGGAGUAUGUUCAGCAGAGGAAUGUGGAAAAAGUCUGCAGGUUCCUGGAAAAAGGACUAGAUCCCAACUUCCAUGAUACAGACAGUGGAGAGUCCCCUCUCACCUUGGCUGCCCAGCUGGAGUCGAGCGCUGAGUUGAUUAAAGUCCUGAGGAGUGGAGGAGCUCACCUGGACUUCCGGACCCGAGAUGGCAUCACCGCCAUGCACAAAGCCGUGCAGGCGCACAACCAUGUGGCUCUAACUACGUUCCUGGACUUGGGUGCGUCUCCAGACUAUAAGGACAGUCGUGGGCUGACUCCUUUGUACCACAGUGCCAUGGUCGGCGGAGACCCGUACUGCUGUGAGCUCCUGCUUUACGACCAUGCUCAGCUGGGCUACAGUGAUGAAAACGGCUGGCAAGAGAUCCACCAGGCUUGUCGCCAUGGGAACGUGCAGCACCUUGAGCACCUGCUGUUUUAUGGAGCAGAGAUGAGUGCACAGAAUGCCUCAGGAAACACAGCGCUGCACCUGUGUGCUCUCUACAACCAGGACGGAUGUGCCAGAGUAUUGCUGUUUCGAGGAGCCAAUAAAGAAAUCAAGAACUACAACAAUCAGACUGCAUUCCAGGUGGCAAUCAUCGCAGGGAACUUUGACCUGGCAGAGAUCAUCAAGAUCCAUAAAACCUCAGACGUAGUGCCUUUCAGGGAGAGCCCGUCCUACUCGUCCCGUCGCCGCGGGGCAUGUGUGUCGCCGCGCCGCUCCCUGAUGCGUUCCGCCAGCGAUAACGCUCUGGACGAGAGCCUGCCUGCCCCUUCGCCCGCACCCUCCCUGCAUAGCUUGCCCCCACUGGAGCCUGACGACAUUGUGCCAGCCCAGCGCAGUCUGCAGGCCAUGCACACGCACACGCGCAGCCUCAGGAGACAAACCCGCGGACAUCUCAGUCCUGGCAGUCCUGUGCAGAGGGAACCCAGUCCCCCUGCCGUUCCACGAGGCCCAAAGCGGAGACUGUACAGUGCCGUGCCUGGCCGAACCUUCAUUGCCGUCAACUCACACACUCCGCAGGGUGAGGGUGAGAUCACACUCAACCGCGGGGAGAGGGUCAAAGUGCUGAGCAUAGGUGAGGGAGGAUUCUGGGAAGGGUCAGUUAAAGGACGAACCGGUUGGUUUCCUGCGCACUGCGUAGAGGAGGUGCAGCUGAGACAAUACGACCCACGGCUAGAGACGAGAGAGGACCGCACGAAGAGGUUGUUUAGACACUACACUGUUGGCUCCUAUGACAACUACACCUCCUACAGUGAUUACGUAAUAGAAGAGAAAAGUGCAACACUGCAAAAGAGAGACAGUGAAGGAUUCGGCUUCGUUCUACGAGGGGCUAAAGCUGAAACACCCAUCGAAGAGUUCACACCGACUCCUGCGUUCCCUGCCCUGCAAUACCUGGAGUCAGUGGACCUGGAAGGCGUGGCGUGGAGGGCGGGGCUACGAACCGGGGACUUCCUUAUAGAGGUGAAUGGAGUGAGUGUAGUUAAAGUGGGCCACAGGCAGGUCGUUUCCCUGAUACGGCAGGGAGGGAGCCGUCUCGUUAUGAAAGUGGUGUCAGUCACGCGCAAGCCUGACACUGGAGAUGUUGUUCGCAAGAAGGCUCCUCCACCUCCCAAAAGAGAUCCAAGCACUAGCCUGACCCUGCGCUCCAAAAGCAUGACUGCAGAGCUGGAAGAAAUGGCUUCCAGGAGGAGGAGAGGAGAGAAGCUGGAUGAGAUGCUGAGUUCACCGAAAGAGCCUGUAGUGGUGAUGAGGACACGGCCCUCAGAGCCUGACCCCAGAGUAGCCACUGUGAAACAGAGACCCACCAGCCGGCGUAUCACUCAGGCUGAGAUCAGUUCUCUGUUUGAAAGGCAAGGAAUACAAGUGUCUGCUGGAGUGUCUCUAGGCGUGGACAAAAGCCACAUGCAACUUCCGCGAGGGAUGUCCAGAACCAAAUCCUUCGGUGCACCAGAAGAUGAGAGAAUUUCUGCCUUGAUUGGUGAGCAUCGGUUUCCCAGAAGCUCUUCAAUGACUGACAGCUUCCGACAAGACAGCAUCCCGCCCCCUCCACAAACCGCACCUCCUCCCCCUCCCACACCCUACUUCCUGGACUCAGGUCCUCCCCCGUCAUUCUUGCCUCCUCCACCCCCAACACGUGCAGCCAAUCAGAACCGCUCAAGCUUCCGGCCAGGGGCAGAACCUAAGAUCCACGGGCCCAUCACCACAGACCGCCAGAGGAAAGCUCGCUCGAUGAUUAUACUUCAGGACACCGCUCACCUGCCAGUAGAGCCUGCCCCUAUUCCCAGGCCAGCAACGCCUACCUCUGGGGCUGUUCCACCUGAGCGUGGUCGGAGGCGUGGCCAGGCCGUGGAGAACCCGUAUGCCAAUGUGGGCCGGCUCAGCGCGGUCUAUACCCCUGCCAAGCCCCAACGCAGAAAGAGCCCAUUGGUCAAACAAGGGCAGGUAGAGGAGGGGGCAUCCACCCAGGCUGGCAGGGAUCUGUCCCCCUUAGGAGGGGCCCGGAUCCCCCACAGCAGCCGGGCAGAGCAGUUCCAGCAGCAGGUGCUGUCCGAGAGGGCCAGGAUCACGCCUCCAGGGGCUCGUCGCAGGCCCAGUGUGUUCCUCUCCGUGGAGGGGAGCACCACAGAGCCUCAAACCACUCCCUUACUGUCCCAGUCGCACUCGGUGGACGAGCUGGCUGAGCUUCCUCCGCCAGCCCCCAUGCUUUCUCCCGGCCCUCCACCAGGGGGCUCCACUUUUAUACAUCCACUCACAGGGCGGCCUCUGGAUCCCUCAUCUCCCUUAGCGCUUGCACUGGCCGCACGAGAGCGCGCCCUCAGUGGCCGUAAUACGCCCACGCCCACGCCCACUCCUUCGCCAUCACCCACUCAGGGCAGAGCAGUGGAGAGACCGGAGACAGAAGGAGGCGUGACGCCCCCUGCUCCUCUUGAGGCCCCGCCCUCUGAUUCUUGGAGGGAGGAGCCUGUCAGCAUCACAACAGAAACAGCCAGUCAGGUGACCAGCGGCAGCCCAGGAUCUGGGCGAAGCUUGGAAGAGGCGCUAGUGCCGCCUUCUGUGCAGAUCCUCCAACCCGGACUGAUGGACACAGAGCAUAGCCAGCCAGCGGUUCCACCUUCUAUGCCUUCACCCGCCCCAACCCUCUCGAACCUAGCAGGACGAAGCUUGACCAUGAGCUCAGAGGAAGAAGCGGAGCCCUACACAGUCACCCUGCCCCCAGCUCUGCUCUCAUCCAGCGAUGAAGAGACCAGGGAAGAACUCCGCAAGAUUGGCAUCGUACCUCCCCCUCAGCCCUUCGCCAAUGGCCUUUUAAUGAAGGAAGCUCCCAAAGCCACUCUCAGCAUUUCUCCAGGGGCUUCACGUCCAUCCAUAGCCAAGACCUCUUCUGGCAAAGCAAGUGAUUCCACAGCAGACUCCGGUGUGGAGGACCCCCACAUGGAGACCACUAGUACUGUUUCCACGGUUUCCAGCAUGUCCACUUUGUCCUCAGAGAGCACAGACUCUGCGCACGGCAGCAAGCCACGUUGUGGGGUGGGGCGUGGCCGCCCCGCCCAUCUCAGGGACCCGCUACUUAAACAGUCAUCAGACAGUGAGCUGCUUCCACACCCACCCAGCACAGGCCCCGCCCGCCCACGCUACCUGUUCCAAAGACGCUCCAAACUCUGGGGGGAGGAGCCCAGGGCUCAGGUGGCUGAUGACAGUAGGCCUGCUGCAAUGGGGGCAGAGUUACUGAGUAAAGACACACAUUCUCUAGGGGAGGAACCACCAAUGGGAGCCCCGCUCGACCCUGGCAGAAGAUCACCUGUCGGAGGCGCCAGACUCUUCAGCAGUCUGGGCGAGCUCCACACCAUUUCUCAGAGGAACUAUGGCACCACAUUCACCAUCCGCCCCGGCAGCCGCUACCCCGUGACCCGCCGCACACCCAGCCCUGGGGCCUCGUCGGAGCGGAGUGAGCCCUUGGGGCCCGUGCGCGCCUUUGGCCCCCACCACCACCACCAGCACCACCACCACCACACCAUCCUCAAGUCGUCCAGCCUGAGCCUCCCGCAGGAGCCCAAGGAGGUGCGCUUCGUCAUGCGUAGCGCAAGUGCCCGUGCACGCAGUCGCUCCCCUUCCCCGUCGCCCUGUGCCUCCCCCUGCCCCUCCCCGGUGCUCGGCGGGCCCCUCCUAGCCCUGCGGCCCUUCAGACAGCGCCCCCUGGCACUGUGGAGUAAGUAUGACGUGGGUGAGUGGUUGGAGAGCGUGGGAUUAGGAGAGCACCGUGCACGCUUCUUGGAGCAUGAGAUCGAAGGCGCCCAUCUGCCUGCCCUCACCAAGGACGACCUGGCGGAACUAGGGGUCACACGGGUGGGUCACCGUAUGAACAUUGAACGCGCACUCAAACAACUAUUGGAGAGCUAAGGAGCCUGAGAGAUUAGAAUACAGUUUUUUUUUAAAUCCUUGCCAAACUGAACCACUUUUAUUUGCAAUCCACUCAGACCUCGGCUAUUAAGUCCUUAGGUUUACCCAGCCUAACCUUUUGAUCACUUUUCAAAAUGUCUCUUACAACUAACACACAAGCUCUCCACUACUUUCUACCCUACUCAACGAACCUAAUCUAAUCUAACACCGGGCUAACUUUCAAGCAACACCCCUAACGCUUAAGGCUUAUUCAACCUAAAGUUUAUAUCCAAACUGUAGAACUGUUGCGCUUGUGGUCAGCAGCUACAGUUUAAAGGUUUAUGUGAUCUGUAUAUUUGCCAUGUACACCACAAUGCAAUUGCACAGAACUGAGAGAAUAGCCAUCUUCUACUAGCACGAUUGAUUUAGUCAGUGGAAUUCCAGGGAACGUCCAGGAAAUAAAAUAUACCCACACUGGUAUAGAUGCCAUACUAGAAGAUGGAGAGUAGAGGGUAGCCAUAAUUCACAAUUAGGAAUUGGGAACAAGAAAGCCUGUCAACUUUUUUCAAUGACAAUGCUUCCAGGUACCCAGGGUUUACAGUUUAUGAUAUUUAUUCACAAUCUUGUCUGUUCUUGUGAACAACAACAACAACAACAACAACAAAAUGCCAUGCUGGUACCUUAGGAUUUCAUACUGCAACUGAACUUGGCAUGUGAGCAAACAUGUCAGCGUGUGGAAGAGUCAAGCGACAAUCUUCCCUUACAGGUGCAAUAUGUGGUGAAAACCUCCCUAGCAGCCUUUUGCUUGCAGUCGGCCAUCGUUUUUGAUAACACAAACUAAUCUUUCUGUGUGUGAGUGUUUGAACUGGUUUUGUCAUCCUUUAUCAUCUAAUCAGUUACUCCGUGAUGUUUAGAACGAUGCAAAGACGUUAGUAGCAUCAAAUUUGGUUUUUAAAAGUACACAGUCCCAGAGGAGGAGCUAUCAUAGACACAUAAGUAGGAGCUAAAAAUGUCAGUGACUCUAGUUUCUUUUUUUAAUGAUGAUUUAUGAUGACAUCAUAACUUAAUUGUAAAAAAUCCCACAUAAUGCACCUUUAACCCUGAUACAAACUUUCGUAAUAUGAGUGUGGCCUUGAGAUAAUACUGCCGCCAUCUAAAUUUGAUAAAGAAGAAUAUUUUCGGUGAAUACAUUCAAUUUUAUAUGUAUAUGAUAUAUAUGGGCUUAUAUAUUCAAAGAGAAGAAUGUAUGAGUGUUAGCUGAUAUAUUUGUCUUAUCCCUGUGUGAUUGUGCUCAUUUGGUCAUAUUUUAUCUUUGUUAUAUUAUAUUGAAUAUUGAUUAAUGACUCAAAGCCCAAACAUAGUUACUCUCUCCCCCAUAGUAUUCCUUGUGAUUUCUUAGAUUGAAACUAUUUCCGGUAAAGAAAGUACAUUUCAUAAACAUGGAAAAUUAUUUAAAAAAUGUUGAAACACCCUUUGGUUUGUCAUUUAUGAAUAAAUGUGAGGUAAGAUUGUA